Messenger RNA from Teleopsis dalmanni, 1806 nucleotides. RefSeq lists its product as uncharacterized. The record is from RefSeq and is a predicted model, not a curated record. NCBI's taxonomy places the organism in Eukaryota, Metazoa, Arthropoda, Insecta, Diptera, Diopsidae. The transcript has a single exon. The coding region runs from base 1 to 1806 and encodes 601 amino acids.
AUGGAAGUACAACCAGAAUCUGCUAAAAGUGCAACUGGAAACUUACCAUUGUACGCAAAAUUUACAUGUGAUGUGCAGUUAAAAGACACAAUUAGAACACUUACGUACUUCGUUACAACGAUCGAUUUGAACGUAUUCGGAUUGGACUGGAUAACUGCUUUUCAACUUAGCGAUAUGACGCUUAAUGCUAUUUGCAGCCAAAUUUCAACAACAAAACAGGCAAGUAAUGUUUCAAUAAAGUCGUCAAAUUGCAAAUUUCUUCCGGAAAAAUUAUUUCCAGAACUUUUCGAUAAUGCUAUGGGUCUUUGUAAUAAAACUAAGGCACAUUUAAUUAUUAAACCAAACUGUCAACCUGUUUUUCGACCUAAACGCCCGGUAGCAUACGCAGUUCAACAUUUGGUUGAAGAAGAAAUUAAGCGACUUCAAGAUCUCGACAUUAUCGCACCCAUCAAUUACUCUGACUGGGCCGCACCAAUCGUAGUUAUCAAAAAGCCAAAUGGUAGCAUUCGUAUUUGCGCUGAUUUCUCAACUGGUCUUAACGACGCGCUUGAAUCUUACAAGUAUCCACUACCGCUUCCAGAGGAUAUUUUUGCAAAAAUUAGCAAUGCAACAGUUUUUAGUCAUAUAGACCUUUCGGACGCUUUUCUCCAAAUCGAAGUUGAUAGCAAAUCGCAAGAACUUCUCACAAUAAACACGCAUCUAGGUUUAUUCAAAUACAAGCGUAUGGUUUUUGGCGUCAAAACUUUUCCGGCAAUUUUCCAACAAAUUAUGGAUAAAAUGCUUGCGGGUUUAGAUUGCGCAGCAGCUUACAUUGACGAUAUCUUUGUCUCAGGUAGAAACCAACAAGAGCAUGACAACAACUUACAUGAAGUUCUACAACGUAUUUAUCAAUACGGGUUUAAACUCAAGAUCGCAAAAUGCAAUUUUUCAGUUCCUGAAAUUGCUUACUUGGGAUAUAUUGUCAGUAAAGACGGCAUUCGCCCAGAUCCAAAAAACAUUGAAGCAAUCAAGACAAUGCCUGCUCCAACCAAUCAAUCCGAACUUAGAUCACUCUUAGGUGCUAUCAAUUUUUAUGGAAAAUUCAUAAAUCACAUGCGCAAAUACCGAGGACCAUUAGGCGAACUACUUCAAAACAACAAGCAGUGGCAAUGGACGGAACUUCAUCAACGCUGUUUGGAUGGUUUCAAGCAAAUUUUGUCAUCAGAGUUAUUAUUAGCGCAUUACGAUCCACUAAAAAACAUAGUAGUCGCUGCAGAUGCAUCUAACUAUGGGCUCGGAGCUUGCAUUUUUCAUGAAGCUGACGACGGUUCAAUGAAAGUAAUAUGUCAUGCGUCCAGAUCACUAACGCCCACAGAAAAACAAUAUAGCCAAAUAGAAAAAGAAGCUCUUGCGCUUAUUUUCGCGGUUACGAAAUUUCACAGAAUGGUUUUUGGGAGAAGAUUCAAACUUCAAACAGAUCAUAAGCCUCUUCUAGCUAUAUUUGGUGAUAAAACGGGAAUUAAGGUGUAUCAAGCAAAUAGACUUCAACGUUGGGCAAUUAAACUGAUUGCAUACGACUUCGAAUUAAAGUUUAUUUCAACUAACAGUUUUGGGUAUGCAGACGUUUUAUCACGACUCAUACAUAACACAAUCAAUCCUUCAGAAGACUAUGUCAUCGCUGCAGUAGAGUUUGAAAUUGAAAGUAAACAAAUUUUACAUAACUCACUUGAUAAGCUGCCGCUUACCAGCAAAAUGAUUACUUACGAAACAGCUAAGGACAAGGUUUUAGCUAAAAUUCUCGAAUAUGUAACUGAAGGAUGGCCAUAA